This is a messenger RNA of Pieris macdunnoughi, 2436 nucleotides long. The record is from the annotation of a GenBank genome assembly. NCBI's taxonomy places the organism in Eukaryota, Metazoa, Arthropoda, Insecta, Lepidoptera, Pieridae.
AUGGCGCUAAUCGAAUGUGAGUUACGAGAAAAGCGCGCGCGGGAUGAUUCGAAACUCAAAAAUAGAACAUCCAUCGCAAAACGGAAAUGGGGGACGGAUGUUUGGUUCCUGUUAGUGAUCUUUGUUACCGGUUGCCAUGGUUACGAGGAACAGAGGUUCGCGAUGGAGCCACAAGAUCAGAGCGCAAUCGUUGGCUCCCGAGUAACGCUACCAUGUCGAGUUGAACAUAAGGCUGGGACCCUGCAAUGGACCAAAGAUGACUUUGGUCUCGGAACCCAUAGGAAUUUGAGCGGCUAUGAACGAUACUCCAUGAUUGGGAGUGAUGAAGAAGGUGACUAUUCUUUGGAUAUUCGCGACCUGACAUUAGAAGACGAUGGCAAUUAUCAGUGCCAAGUUAGUUCGGGACUUAAUGGUGUUCCAGCAAUUAGGUCAAGAUACGCUCAUCUCACAGUAUUAGUGGCACCAGAUCCACCAAGGAUACUUCAAGGAGCUUUCAUAGAUGCGACAGAGAAUCAGCCAGUUGACAUCGAAUGUGUGUCUGAGGGUGGAAAACCGGCUGCUGAGAUAACAUGGGUUGAUGGUAACCAGAAUGUGAUCAGGAACGGUGUCGAGAAUAAGGUCGAACAGCUGCCAGACGAACAAAGAUAUAGGACGAGGUCACUAUUGCGGUUGAUACCGAGUAUAGCCCACCACAAUCAAACAUUGACUUGCCAAGCUCAGAAUACAGCAGACCGAGCGUACCGAAUGGCCACAAUACACAUUGAAGUGAAAUACGCACCAAAAAUAAACGUGAGCGUAAAGUAUGGUGCUGUAAAUGGCAAAUUUCCAGAAGGUUCCGAGGCCAGAUUUCGUUGUCUGGCUGAUGCGAACCCAGCUGCCCAGGUGUAUCGCUGGUACAUCAACAACAACCCUGUUAUUGGGGACUAUGCUGAUGAAAUGAUAAUUUUCAACGUGUCCCGAAAGCAUAAUAAGGCGGUUGUAAAAUGUGAAGUUAGCAAUUCCGUCGGGAAAAAUGAGGCUUCGUUGACUUUAAAUGUCACUUAUCCUCCAUCAUUUAGGACCCGACCUCGGAACAUAGAAGCGGAGAUCGGUUCCAGUGUAACCCUGAGCUGUGACGUGGAUGGGCAGCCUCAACCGGAAAUCCGUUGGCUAUUUCAUGAACCAGCUCGCAUCGGGCAGGUUAAAGGGAAAGCUCCCAACUUGAAGGUGUUUGUGGAGGAGGCAACAGCUGGACGCUACAUCUGUAAAGCCAGUGUAGAAGGUUACCCUGAGAUUGAGAGCGAAGCUACUAUAUUUAUCAAAGGUCAACCAAAGAUAUUAUCGAACAGGACUCAAGUAGGGUCUGAGGGCGAGACAGUGUCCAUAGAAUGUGAAGCACUCUCAGUUCCCAAACCAGAUGACAUAAGAUGGUACUUUGAAGGGAAAGAGAUUAAUUUCAUACAAGAUCCCGACUACGCAACGAAACUAGACGAAUCAUCGGACGGAGUUGUAAAGUCGAGUUUAGUAAUUCGACAGAGCCAGUCCAAACACUACGGAAUGUACAAUUGUAGUGUGACUAACGAAUACGGCAAUGCUAAUGCCGCUAUAACACUAAAACCACUCAAAACAUUGCCCCUAUUUAUAAUAAUAACGGGAGUGACAUCAGGUAUCAUAUUCUUCUCUGCCUUCAUUGUGCUCGUAGUACUUUGCCACAGGCGGAGAAGACAGAAGACACAGAUUAACGAAAAACCAGAUGUGACAGUGACAGGUGAUCCAUAUAACAAAGAAAGUGAUAGAAGCUCGAAUAUCAGUGACUUGAAAUUACAAUUGCCUCAGGGGGACAGUUAUGAUUUGGAGUACACCAGUUCAGAUCGUUCGGAUUCAAAGAAUCCCAACGGUUUGCCGCUGGCUGGACCAGUAGCACUCCCAACGAUACGACACGAUGAUCCGAUGUUGCAAUUCCGUUAUAGCAACGAUUACUCUGACCAAAGUUACGGAGACCAUUACUUUAAAAACCCAGGUGCUUACGUAUACGACUACCCGCAAGGAUAUGUGCCGCCUCCACAUUUGAGAGUGCAAUCGCCACCACAACUUGAUGUGCCGUCGACGAGAUCUCUACAAGGUUCGCUGACGCGCAGCAUCGACACGGCAUCAACGUUGCCGCUGUCAAACGGCAACGGAUCGCAGAAUAAUUCAUUGCAACGUCCUAAACCGGAAGCAACGGACGCUAUCAAUAAUUUAGGACUGCCCGUCGGCGGGGAAGGUCCACAAGUGCCAGUGCCCCCACAGACGGGUAAAACCGGGGUAGAUUUGCGGUAUGCCGCCACUUACGGCAACCCGUACCUUAGAAAUAGUUCACUUGGUUACCCCGUACAUACAGCAAAGCCUGGAUCGACGCCUGCGCCGCCGCCUUACUCAGCAAUAAGAAAUUCCCAGCACAUGCCGUCAGGUACAUAA